Molecule: messenger RNA, 2107 nt
Organism: Andrographis paniculata
Lineage: Eukaryota; Viridiplantae; Streptophyta; Magnoliopsida; Lamiales; Acanthaceae
Product: cysteine-rich receptor-like protein kinase 44
Exons: 7
Coding region: 16-1959 (647 amino acids)
Biological process (GO): protein phosphorylation
Molecular function (GO): protein kinase activity; ATP binding
Source: RefSeq, a predicted model, not a curated record
UUCAAUUAAGGAAUAAUGUCUAUGGCCUUCAUUUUCCUCACAACUCUGCUGCUCAAUCUCUUCCCCUUCACUACAUCUGAUAAUUUAUAUUCCUGCAAAGACACUGGAACCUACAAAAAUGGCAGCAGAUACAAAACUAAUCUCGACAACAUCUUAUCCACCCUCCCCACAAAAAUCGACACCAACGGCUUCUACAACGCCUCCGCCGGCCGAGCUCCCGAAACCGUCUACGUCCUAUUCCUCUGCCGAGGCGACGUUCCGGCGAGCAUAUGCCGGCAGUGCGCAAGCUACGCCAUUGCCGAAGUUUUCAAAUUCUGCCCCGACCAAAAGGGCGCUAUCGUCUACUAUGAUCAAUGCAUGCUGCGAUAUUCGAACAAUGUCAUAUAUGGAACCGUGGAGACUUCUGCGGAUUACAUGUUCCCAAAUCCAUUUGUCGCGACUGCUCCGGAUCAACAUAAUCGCGAUCUAACAAGGCUGCUGGAUAGUAUUCGUCGCCAAGCUGCGUAUAGUGGCUUGGGCAAGAAAUACGCUGCGGCGAAAAUAAAUGGCCCUGAUUCUCGAACAAUCUAUGCUCAAGUUCAGUGCACGCCGGAUCUAUCGCCCGACGUAUGCCUAAACUGCUUGAACAAUGCCGCGGCGCUAGUUCCACAAUGUUGUUCGGGGCAGAUAGGGGGCAGAGUUCUCUGGUCAAGCUGUAAUAUUCGGUAUGAGGACACUCCUUUUUUGUAUGAAGACGGUAAUGAACAAAAUCCGCAGCCUUCAUCAGGUGUCGCGGCGAAUGAGCCACCGGGGAAGUCGCUUAAAUGCGACUGUGGAAGAGCUCAAGCUAUUGUCGUAGCUGCCUCAGUUUCUGCAUCAGUGAUCCUCGCUGCUGUUAUCGGCGCGUUGGUUGUAAGGAUGGGGAAAGAAGAAUCGAGGAGGCGACGUGAGACUGGCAAGCGCGACGCCGUUGAAUCUGUUCAAUACACUUUCGGCGCAAUUAGAGCUGCAACAGAUAAUUUCUCGGAUGAGAAGAAGCUCGGGCAAGGUGGAUUUGGAGCUGUAUAUGAGGGACUACUACCGAAUGGAGAGAAAAUUGCGAUCAAAAGAUUGUCGAAAGAUUCAGCACAAGGAUUGUCUGAGUUUAAGAAUGAGGUUGUGCUUCUAGCGAGGCUUCAACACAAGAAUCUGGUGAAACUAAGGGGUUUCUCCAUGGAAGAAACGGAGAAGCUCCUCGUUUAUGAGUAUGUCACGAAUGGAAGUCUAGACAAGUUUAUAGCCGGUAGCAAAGAUUCGGCAAAACAUCUCGAUUGGCAUACUCGAUACAAGAUCAUCGAAGGAAUCGGCAGAGGACUUCUGUAUUUGCAUGAGAAUUCGAGACUCAAGAUCAUUCACCGCGACAUAAAGCCUGCUAACAUACUUCUAGACAAAAACAUGAACCCUAAGAUUUCAGACUUUGGAAUGGCAAGACUAUUCGAAAGAGAUGAAACCGAAGCAAAAACAGGAAAGAUUGCAGGAACAUACGGAUACAUGCCUCCGGAAUAUGCAAGACAUGGUCGAUUCUCUGUAAAGUCCGAUGUCUAUAGCUUUGGAGUUCUAAUGUUAGAAAUUAUUAACGGACAAAAGAGCUCUAAUCAUAUUCGAUGUGAAGAUGAAGUCGGCAUCACCAGUUUUGCAUGGAAAAAUUGGCGCGACGGGAAGAAUGUUGACACAGUGGAUCCAUUGUUGAGAUCAAAUCCAGGAUCAAUGGGUGCCAUACUGAGGUGCAUUCACAUAGGUCUGUUAUGUUGCCAAAAUGAUGCUAACAAGAGGCCAACAACAGCAUCUGUUGCACUGAUGCUCAGCAACUUGUCGAUGAUUCUGCCGGUGCCUUCUGAGCCGGCAUAUUAUUUUGGUCCUGCAAAGAGCAGCUCUUCGGAUCAGUUAACCUUGCAUAUCUCCGAAAAUGGCGCCUCCAUUAGUGAGUUGCAUCCUCGUUAGGUUUGAUGAUCAUCGAUGCAAUGCAGCUGAUAAAAAUGAAUUUUAAGGAUGUAAAUGAAACAUUGGGUUAUACGGUACAAUGUUCAUCACUCGCUGGAUACGCGUCAUUAAUUUAUAUAUCCACAAACGGGAGUCCCAACACGGAUUU